Messenger RNA from Suricata suricatta (meerkat), 1676 nucleotides. It is a transcript of the gene CARS2, whose product is annotated as cysteinyl-tRNA synthetase 2, mitochondrial. The coding region runs from base 1 to 1578 and encodes 525 amino acids. Gene Ontology annotation, molecular function: cysteine-tRNA ligase activity; ATP binding. Gene Ontology annotation, biological process: cysteinyl-tRNA aminoacylation. The record is from RefSeq and is a predicted model, not a curated record. NCBI's taxonomy places the organism in Eukaryota, Metazoa, Chordata, Mammalia, Carnivora, Herpestidae. The transcript has 15 exons. Gene Ontology annotation, cellular component: cytoplasm.
AUGUGCUUCCUGAACCCGCAAGGAGCCGAGGCGGAUGCCCUCAUGGUGAACUCCGGCUGGCAGCGGCCUCCGGCGCAGGGGCAGGAGGGGCCCUGGCCGGGGCGGGCAGCGUCGGGAGCGCGCGGGCAGGGCUGGCUGCAGCCGACGGGCCACGACACGGGCGUCAAGGUGUACAACAGCCUCACCCGGAGGAAGGACCCCUUGAUCGUGGGCAGCGCGGACGCCGUCUCCUGGUAUAGCUGUGGACCAACUGUCUACGAUCAUGCACACCUUGGCCAUGCUUGCUCAUAUGUUAGAUUCGACAUCAUUCGAAGGAUCCUCACGAGGGUUUUUGGGUGCAACAUCAUCAUGGUGAUGGGAAUCACGGAUGUGGACGAUAAGAUCAUCAGAAGAGCCGGCGAGGUGAACGUGUCGCCAGCGGCUCUGGCCAAUCUCUAUGAAGAGGACUUUAAACAAGACAUGGCAGCCUUGAAGGUUCUCCCCCCGACCGUGUACUUGAGGGUGACUGAGAACAUUCCUCAGAUCAUUUCUUUCAUCGAAGGAAUAAUUGCUCACGGGCAUGCUUAUUCGACAGCACAAGACCCGAGCGACUUCGCGCUGUGGAAGGCCGCUAAGCCCGGGGAGGUGUUCUGGGCCUCUCCCUGGGGAAGCGGGAGGCCCGGCUGGCACAUCGAGUGCUCCACCAUCGCGAGCUCGGUGUUUGGGAGCCGGCUGGACGUCCACUCAGGCGGGGCGGACCUGGCCUUCCCGCAUCACGAGAACGAGAUCGCCCAGUGCGAGGCCUUCCAUCGAUGCAGGCAGUGGGGAAAUUACUUUCUGCAUUCCGGGCAUUUGCAUGUGAAAGGCAAAGAAGAAAAAAUGUCCAAGUCGCUGAAAAACUACAUCACUAUUAAGGACUUCCUCCGGACGGCCUCCCCGGACGAAUUCCGGCUCUUCUGCAUGCGGACCGGCUACCGGUCAGCCGUGGACUACAGCGACGGCUCCGUGCUGGAGGCCAGACGCCUCCUCCAGGCAGCAGCAGCGUUCGUCGAGGACGCCCGGGCCUACGUGAAGGGGCAGCUGGUGUGUGGCCCCGUCAGGGAGGACGUGCUGCGGGAGAGGCUCCGCCACACCAGGGAGGCGGUGAAGGCUGCGCUGGCGGACGACUUUGACACGCCCGCCGCGGUGGACGCGGUCAUGGCCCUCAUCCACCGCGGGAAUGCCCAGCUGCGGGAGCGCACCCAGGAGCCCAGCGGUCCCAGGAGUGCGGCUGUGUUCGGCGCCAUCGUGUCCUACGUCCAGCACUUCUUCGAGACCGUCGGCAUCUCUCUGGCAGACAGACAGCACGCUUGCGGGGACGGCAGCCAGGCAGCACUGCACAGCGUGGUGGAGGAGCUGGUCCGCUUCCGGCUCAAGGUCCGGCAGUUCGCACUGGCCGGCGGCGCGGCCACCAGGGAGGCCCGGCAGCCCCUGCUGGAGGCAUGUGACGCUGUGCGCCAGGACCUCGCCGCCCACGGCAUCAGCAUCAAGGACAGGAGCGGCACGUCCACGUGGGAGCUGCGGGGUCCCAGGAGCGGAGACCCUGGACCAGGGAGCUGAGGCCUCCCCCACUCGGCUCUGUGGGCCUCGGUCACGGUAAAGGCUUUACAUUAAAGUUUCCCGUCACGGCUGUUCAGUGAACACGACAGUAAAUCACA